UUGUAGUCUACAUGUGUGUUCAAUUCAGUUUAGAUUAAUUGACAGGUGUUCAGUUAGUUGAUGUAAGCAAUUUCACCCACAAAAUGGAACAUUGCUUAUUUAUACAUGUGCAGAGCUGUCAAUGCUACAUUGCAUUUUGUGUUGUCACACAAAACAAAAAAAAAAGUUACUUUUUGCAGUAGUUCAUUACCUUUUAUUUUACAGGAGUCUGGCCAAGAACACUCACAAUUAUCGGGCAGUUCCUCCUUUAAUGCGUCACCCAUGCGACAGACUUCCACUCCAGUGAACGCAAGUCCUGCAAGGUACACAACCCCUGAAAAGGUUGUGAAGUUAUCCUUUCCAGAAUAUGUAUUGCACACCGACACAGAACUUGAGCAAGUCCGACAACAAUACUUUGAGCUGUCGAAGAAAGGCCAGAUGUCAAAGGAGCUCAGAUGUCGCCUCAUUCGAAACACCAUGAGCAGUAUGAUUGCAAUCCUGAGAGCAAAGGGGGAUGGAGAAUCGCACAGAUACCCAUCAAAGCCAGAAAUUACAGCUAUGGCAAAGAGAAUAGUACUGUACUACCCCAUGCUGCAGGACCAAGGCCUCCAUACAUGGGUCACUGUGUAUGCACAGCUAUACAAAAGAUUGCAAAAUGUGAGAUCUCCCCAAAAAAGAACUCCAGAUGGGAGACAUUCAAAGAGCUCUACGAAGAGGCGCUGUCUUGAGCAGCCAACAGACACAGAUGAAAUCGAUUUAAGUGACUCAACAAUCAUUCUAGAUCGAUCCACAGAGGGAAGUGUCAGCCCAGGCUCAGACAGUAACGAAAGUGAGUUAGAAGGACAAAGAAGAUCCCAGAGCCUACCUAAAGAAGCACCCUCUGCCCUGUCUAGUCUUGAUGCUAACAUGUCUGCAGAUGUUGACAGACCAGACACCUACAGUCCAGCAACCAUGGCAAAGCACUACGAGACACUACAAACUUUGUAUAAAAGAAAAAAUCCAAACCACCAGGAUGUCUCUCAUCUCUUGGAUUUAGAAUUUGUGGCCAGAAGAGCAUUCAUUGAUUCAAAUACCAUUCGCGAGGAGGACAGACACAAGAAGGUUCUUGAAGCAUAUCCUUGUUUCAAGGAUGUUGGACAUGCGAUGGAGGAGCUUCAACGCAUUUUGGAUAAGGAUAAUACCAACUUCAUCGAUGAACUGAAGGAAAGAUGGCAAGACUUCUGCCAGAAGGUGCAGUUUUUUGGUCUUUGGAAGAAGGUGCUGAAACCCCCACUAGGAAUGGACAAAGCUGAACAGGCUCUUGAGAUCUUACGUGUGCUGCCAUCACUGUUCCCCUCCACGUCUGCUCCUCCAAAGAGGCUACGAGAUGCAAGUGAGGCUCUGGUCCAUGUCCUUGAGGAAAAAGAAGACCCCAAUUUCUACUUGAAGAAACGCCCUCUCUCCUGCCCGGUCCUGAUUGUCAGUCCGUCCAACUGCCUCCUAGUGGUAGGAGAUGUGGCAAUAACCACCUUUCCAAAAGACAAGCUUACCGAGAGUGCUUUAUAUCUUAUGGCCUACUAUUAUACCCUACACCUGACUUAUCCAAAGUGUGUAGCCACUCUGCUUUCAGUCAUACAGACGGAGGUCCUCUUAGACAGAAUCCAUGAGAGGGAUCUCACAUCAUCUUACAAGAAAAGCAUGGCUGAUUGGAAAGCUUUUAUUGGCCAAUAAAACCAGUGGUCACAUAUGGUGUAGGAUAGCGCUUCUUCUUUCCCUCCAAGGGUACUACAAUCCAUACUCAUUGCUAUUGAUUCUUGGUCAGUAUUUGGCUAAGUUAGCCCAGUGUUAAUUUGGGGUGCACAACAAUAUUGGCCAACAUGCUGAUAUCGGCAAAAAGUCCAGUAUGGUGCAUCCGUAAUGAUAAUGUUACAAUGGUUAAUGGUGUAUUG
Scatophagus argus is the source of this 1907-nucleotide messenger RNA. RefSeq lists its product as uncharacterized. The transcript has 8 exons. The record is from RefSeq and is a predicted model, not a curated record. NCBI's taxonomy places the organism in Eukaryota, Metazoa, Chordata, Actinopteri, Scatophagidae. The coding region runs from base 106 to 1689 and encodes 527 amino acids.